Messenger RNA from Papilio polytes (common Mormon), 1230 nucleotides. RefSeq names its product apolipoprotein D-like. Gene Ontology annotation, biological process: tissue regeneration; brain development; lipid transport. Gene Ontology annotation, molecular function: lipid binding. The record is from RefSeq and is a predicted model, not a curated record. The transcript has 5 exons. Bases 127 to 723 code for a protein of 198 amino acids. Lineage: Eukaryota; Metazoa; Arthropoda; Insecta; Lepidoptera; Papilionidae.
UCGUGCAUGGCGGCCCAGUCGACUGCUAACCGCAAAGUCUCGUAGACGCAUCUAUUGGAUUAAAGCCUGCAUAUUUUUACUUCUUUAAUGUUACCUGUGCUAAGUUCGUAGCCUUUUCAAAUAAAGAUGUCUGUACUGCGAGCGAUUGCGGUGUUCCUAUGCGGGUUCCUAUCUUUGAGAUUGUGCAGAGCACAGGUUGUUUUCCCCGGCACCUGCCCAGAUGUUGAAGCGAUGAAAAAUUUUGACCGGGCACGGUACCUUGGGAGGUGGUACGAGGCAGAAAAAUAUUUUGCAUUCUUCGAACUAGGUGGUCGAUGCAUUACCGCUGACUAUGGAUUUAAAGACGACUUGAUUACUGUCACCAAUAAGCAAAUCAAUAAUAUCACAGGAUCUAUCAACCAAAUCAAAGGAUACGCGACUAUAGAGAGCGGGGAGGCAGAGGAAGCAAAGCUCUCCGUCUACUUCCCGAAGAUGCCGAUCAACAUCGCAGCACCCUACUGGGUCGUGGGCACCGACUACGAUAGUUAUUCCGUUGUAUGGAGCUGCUAUGAAUUCGGAACAUUAUUUAACACACGAAACGCCUGGAUAUUGACAAGACAACGAAAUCCACCAGAAUCAGUACUAAAGAAGGCGUACAAAGUUAUUGAAGACAACAAAAUUGAUCAGUCUUACUUCACGAAAACCGAUCAGACAAACUGUACAGUUGUUGAAGACGAAGAUUAAAUUUUAGCAAGUAAAUUAUUUAUGUUUCUAUGUCAAUAGUGCCUGACCGUAGCUUCUUAUUGGCUUCAAACGGUGCUAGCAUUUAUUUUUAUUAUUGGGAAUUUAACCGAAGCGUCGGUUUCUACUGGCGAAACAUUCAUACAAAACAUAAUUGUUUUGCAGUUUUUAAAGACAACGAAUGUAUUGUGCAGUGAAAACUCACGACUAAAUGACACCAUUAUAUACCUAUGUAUUUUUAAUUAUAUAGUACUAUGGUCUUUAUAAAAUACUGAAAAUUUGGUAACUGAGAUUGUGGUUAUUAAUGUAUAUUGUUUUAAAUUUAAACAAUAUUAGUUACGUAUAAAACAGAUCGUGUCAUAUGUUUUAAAGAAUUUUUGGUUUUAUCGAUGAAUUAAUGAUAACUAAAGAAAAAGCCAUACUAUGAAUUAUCUGCAAAAUAUGUAUUUUGUCGAACGAAGUAACACCAUACACAUUUCCCACUUUUAAUAAAUAAUACGAAAGCCGCAA